AUGCGAGGUGGAGGAUGUGGUGUGGCAGGUGUAGCCAAAAAGGAAAAGAUCAUUGCAACGGGUUCAUCAGACACUACCGUCAUUCUCUGGGCAUUCAAUGAAGACGAUUAUUCAAUCAGACCUAUCCACACACUGCGAGGUCACGAUUCAGCCAUCACCUCUAUCUCUAUCGACCAAAAUAAUGAUAUUAUCAUUACCACUAGUAAAGAUAAUACAAUCAUUAUUCAUUCACUUUCAAAAGGUUUAUUUAUUCGUUCAAUUAAUCCAAAUAAUAAUAAUAAUCAAAAUAAUAAUAAUAAUCAAAUUAAUCAAAAUAAUUUAUUAUAUUAUAAUAAUGGUGAUGGAACAUUAUAUUAUUAUCAACAACAACAAAAAGAGAAUAUAAUAUUCAAGUAUGCAAUCAAUGGACAAUUAAUUCAAUCGAUUCAAAGUGAUAUUCAACCGGUUAUUGUCAAAAUGUUGGUGGUUCGAGCCAAUCCUUCAACACCAUGCUAUCUAUUGACAGCGGGUGGAUACCAAAUCAUUGUACGUGAUUGUAUCACCACUGAAAUCAUUCAUAUUUUCGAUAUUCGAAACUUGGCAGGAUUCAUCAAUAGCAAUGUCAUUGUUGAUUUUUGUCUUUGGAAUGGUGAAAAGGAAUCACUACAAGAGAAUUUAAAAAAUGAUAAUAAUCAAUUAAGUUUACUAGUACUCUUGGAAAGUUGUCAAUUAUUAAUUUUUAAUAUUGAUGAAAAUGGUAUCUUAUUAAAUGAUUAA
Messenger RNA from Cavenderia fasciculata, 756 nucleotides. RefSeq lists its product as uncharacterized. Gene Ontology annotation, cellular component: membrane; cytosol. Gene Ontology annotation, molecular function: protein kinase binding. Lineage: Eukaryota; Evosea; Eumycetozoa; Acytosteliales; Cavenderiaceae. The record is from RefSeq and is a predicted model, not a curated record. The transcript has a single exon. Gene Ontology annotation, biological process: intracellular protein localization. The coding region runs from base 1 to 756 and encodes 251 amino acids.